Molecule: messenger RNA, 330 nt
Organism: Lactuca virosa
Lineage: Eukaryota; Viridiplantae; Streptophyta; Magnoliopsida; Asterales; Asteraceae
Source: the annotation of a GenBank genome assembly
AUGAAAAGUAAGAGCAAUGGAUUCAGAAAUACACGCUUCCAAAAUUGCCCUAACCUAAUCGACGCCCUAUUCUCUCUCAAACCUCCGACACUCCACUCCUCCACAUCGGCUCUCCGGUUUCACAUCUCCGGCGUCAUCGUCGCACAGCAGAGGUCGCUUCAGCAAACACUUGGUGGGCAAAUGUCGAAAGGGCUUAUCUGGGCAACUGCAGAUGAUCUGGCAAGAAAUAGGGGAAAGCAAGAUUGCACAGGAAAGCACAGGCACGUGCCAUUUUCAUGUUGGCUGCUGAAGAACGAUCCAUACACAACAUUAAAGAUCUGUUUGAUAUAG